Messenger RNA from Closterium sp. NIES-65, 11349 nucleotides. NCBI's taxonomy places the organism in Eukaryota, Viridiplantae, Streptophyta, Zygnematophyceae, Desmidiales, Closteriaceae. The record is from the annotation of a GenBank genome assembly.
AUGGGAGCAACUCACCUGGCUGGUGGGGGUGCUGGGAGCAACUCGCCUGGCUGGUGGAAGUGCUGGGAGCAACUCGCCAGGCUGGUGGGGAUGCUAGGAGCAACUCACCUGGCUGGUGGGGGUGCUGGGAGCAACUCACCUGGCUGGUGGGGGUGCUGGGAGCAACUCGCCUGGCUGGUGGGGGUGCUGGGAGCAACUCGCCUGGCUGGUGGGGGUGCUGGGAGCAACUCGCCUGGCUGGUGGGGGUGCUGGGAGCAACUCGCCAGGCUGGUGGGGGUGCUGGGAGGAACUCGCCUGGCUGGUGGGGGUGCUGGGAGCAACUCGCCUGGCUGGUGGGGGUGCUGGGAGCAACUCAACUGGCUGGUGGGGGUGCUGGGAGCAACUCACCUGGCUGAGCAACUCACCUGGCUGGUGGGGGUGCUGGGAGCAACUCACCUGGCUGGUGGGGUGCUGGGAGCAACUCACCUGGCUGGUGGGGUGCUGGGAGCAACUCACCUGGCUGGUGGCGGUGCUGGGAGCAACUCACCUGGCCGGUGGGGGUGCUGGGAGCAACUCACCUUGCCGGUGGGGAUGCUAGGAGCAACUCACCUGGCUGGUGGGGGUGCUGGGAGCAACUCACCUGGCUGGUGGGGGUGCUUGGAGCAACUCGCCUGGCUGGUGGGGGUGCUGGGAGCUACUCACCUUGCCGGUGGGGAUGCUAGGAGCAACUCGCCUGGCCGGUGGGGGUGCUGGGAGCAACUCGCCUGGCCGGUGGGGGUGCUUGGAACAACUCGCCUGGCUGGUGGGGGUGCUGGGAGCAACUCGCAUGGCUGGUGGGGGUGCUGGGAGCAACUCGCCUGGCUGGUGGGGGUGCUGGGAGCAACUCGCCUGGCGGGUGCGGGUGCUGGGAGCAACUCGCUUGGCUGGUGGGGGUGCUGGGAGCAACUCGCCUGGCUGGUGGGAAUGCUAGGAGCAACUCACCUGGCUGGUGGGGGUGCUGGGAGCAACUCACCUGGCUGGUGGGGGUGCUUGGAGCAACUCGCCUGGCUGGUGGGGGUGCUGGGAGCAACUCACCUUGCCGGUGGGGAUGCUAGGAGCAACUCGCCUGGCCGGUGGGGGUGCUGGGAGCAACUCGCCUGGCCGGUGGGGGUGCUUGGAACAACUCGCCUGGCUGGUGGGGGUGCUGGGAGCAACUCGCAUGGCUGGUGGGGGUGCUGGGAGCAACUCGCCUGGCUGGUGGGGGUGCUGGGAGCAACUCGACUGGCGGGUGCGGGUGCUGGGAGCAACUCGUCUGGCUGGUGGGGGUGCUGGGAGCAACUCGCCUGGCUGGUGGGGGUGCUGGGAGCAACUCGACUGGCUGGUGGGGGUGCUGGGAGCAACUCAACUGGCUGGUGGGGGUGCUGGGAGCAACUCAACUGGCUGGUGGGGGUGCUGGGAGCAACUCAACUGGCUGGUGGGGGUGCUGGGAGCAACUCGCCUGGCUGGUGGGAGUGCUGGGAGCAACUCACCUGGCUGGUGGGGGUGCUGGGAGCAACUCACCUGGCUGGUGGGGGUGCUGGGAGCAACUCAACUGGCUGGUGGGGGUGCUGGGAGCAACUCAACCGGCUGGUGGGGGUGCUGGGAGCAACUCAACUGGCUGGUGGGGGUGCUGGGAGCAACUCGCCUGGCUGGUGGGGGUGCUGGGAGCAACUCGCCAGUCUGGUGGGGGUGUUGGGAGCAACUCGCCUGGCUGGUGGGAGUGCUGGGAGCAACUCACCUGGCUGGUGGGGGUGCUGGGAGCAACUCACUUGGCUGAUGGGGGUGCUAGGAGCAACUCACCUGGCUGGUGGGGGUGCUGGGAGCAACUCACCUGGCUGGUGGGGGUGCUCGGAGCAACUCGCCUGGCUGGUGGGGGUGCUGGGAGCAACUCAACUGGCUGGUGGGGGUGCUGGGAGCAACUCAACUGGCUGGUGGGGGUGCUGGGAGCAACUCGCCUGGCUGGUGGGGAUGCUAGGAGCAACUCACCCGGCUGGUGGGGGUGCUGAGAGCAACUCACCUGGCUGGUGGGGGUGCUCGGAGCAACUCGCCUGGCUGGUGGGGGUGCUUGGAGCAACUCGCCUGGCUGGUGGGAAUGCUCGGAGCAACUCUUCUGGCUGGUGGGGGUGCUGGGAGCAACUCGCCUGGCUGGUGGGGAUGCUAGGAGCAACUCACCCGGCUGGUGGGGGUGCUGAGAGCAACUCACCUGGCUGGUGGGGGUGCUCGGAGCAACUCGCCUGGCUGGUGGGAAUGCUCGGAGCAACUCACCUGGCUGGUGGGGGUGCUGGGAGCAACUCGCCUGGCUGGUGGGGGUGCUCGGAGCAACUCGCCUGGCUGGUGGGGGUGCUGGGAGCAACUCGCCUGGCUGGUGGGAAUGCUAGGAGCAACUCACCUGGCUGGUGGGGGUGCUGGGAGCAACUCGCCUGGCUGGUGGGGAUGCUAGGAGCAACUCACCCGGCAGGUGGGGGUGCGGAGAGCAACUCACCUGGCUGGUGCGGGUGCUCGGAGCAACUCGCCUGGCUGGUGGGGGUGCUGAGAGCAACUCGCCUGGCUGGUGGGAAUGCUUGGAGCAACUCGCCUGGCUGGUGGGGGUGUUGGGAGCAACUCACCUGGCUGGUGGGGGUGCUGGGAGCAACUCACCUGGCUGGUGGGGGUGCUGAGAGCAACUCACUUGGCUGGCGGGGGUGCUGGGAGCAACUCACAUGGCCGGUGGGGGUGCUGGGAGCAACUCGCCUGGCUGGUGGGGGUGCUGGGAGCAACUCAACUGGCUGGUGGGGGCGCUGGGAGCAACUCGUCUGGCUGGUGGGAGUGCUGGGAGCAACUCGCCUGGCUGGUGGGGGUGCUGGGAGCAACUUGCCUGGCUGGUGGGGGCGCUGGGAGCAACUCGUCUGGCUGGUGGGGGUGCUGGGAGCAACUCACCUGGCUCGUGGGGGUGCUGGGAGCAACUCGCCUGGCUGGCGGGGGUGCUUGGAGCAACUUGCCUGGCUGGUGGGGGUGCUAGGAGCAACUUGCCUGGCUGGUGGGGGUGCUGGGAGCAACUCGCCUGGCCGGUGGGGGUGCUGGGAGCAACUCACCUGUCUGGUGGGGGUGCUGGGAGCAACUCGCCUGGCUGGUGGGGGUGCUGGGAGCAACUCGCUUGGCCGGUGGGGGUGCUGGGAGCAACUCGCCUGGCUGGUGGGGGUGCUGGGAGCAACUCGCCUGGCUGGUGGGGGUGCUGGGAGCAACUCCCCUGGCUGGUGGGGGUGCUGGGAGGAACUCGCCUGGCUGGUGGGGGUGGUGGGAGCAACUCGCCUGGCUGGUGGGGGUGCUAGGAGCAACUCGCCUGGCUGGUGGGGGUGCUGGGAGCAACUCACCUGGCUGGUGGGGGUGCUAGGAGCAACUCACCUGGCUGGUGGGGGUGCUGGGAGCAACUCGCUUGGCUGGUGGGGGUGCUGGGAGCAACUCGCCUGGCUGGUGGGGGUGCUAGCAACUCACCUGGCUGGUGGGGGUGCUGGGAGCAACUCGCCUGGCUGGUGGGGGUGCUGGGAGCAACUCACCUGGCUGGUGGGGGUGCUGGGAGCAACUCGACUGGCUGGUGGGGGUGCUGGGAGCAACUCGCCUGGCUGGUGGGGGUGUUGGGAGCAACUCGCCUGGCUGGUGGGGGUGCUGGGAGCAACUCGUCUGGCUGGUGGGGGUGCUGGGAGCAACUCACCUGGCUGGUGGGGGUGCUGGGAGCAACUCGCCUGGCUGGUGGGGGUGUUGGGAGCAACUCGCCUGGCUGGUGGGGGUGCUCGGAGCAACUCGUCUGGCUUGUGGGGGUGCUGGGAGCAACUCACCUGGAUAAUGGGGGUGCUGGGAGCAACUCGCCUGACUGGUGCGGGUGCUGGGAGCAACUCGCCUAGCCUGAGCAACUCACCUGGCUGGUGGGGGUGCUGGGAGCAACUCGCUUGGCUGGUGGGGGUGCUGGGAGCAACUCGCCUGGCUGAUGGGGGUGCUGUGAGCAACUCGCCUGGCUGGUGGGGGUGCUGGGAGCAACUCGCCUGGCCGGUGGGGGUGCUGAGAGCAACUCACCUGGCUGGUGGGGGUGCUGGGAGCAACUCGCCUGGCUGGUGGGGGUGCUGGGAGCAACUCACCUGGCUGGUGGGGGUGCUGGGAGCAACUCGACUGGCUGGUGGGGGUGCUGGGAGCAACUCGCCUGGCUGGUGGGGGUGUUGGGAGCAACUCGCCUGGCUGGUGGGGGUGCUGGGAGCAACUCGUCUGGCUGGUGGGGGUGCUGGGAGCAACUCACCUGGCUGGUGGGGGUGCUGGGAGCAACUCGCCUGGCUGGUGGGGGUGUUGGGAGCAACUCGCCUGGCUGGUGGGGGUGCUCGGAGCAACUCGUCUGGCUUGUGGGGGUGCUGGGAGCAACUCACCUGGAUAAUGGGGGUGCUGGGAGCAACUCGCCUGACUGGUGCGGGUGCUGGGAGCAACUCGCCUAGCCUGUGGGGGUGCUGGGAGCAACUCGCCUGGCUGGUGGGGGUGUUGGGAGCAACUCGCCUGGCUGGUGGGGGUGCUGGGAGCAACUCGUCUGGCUGGUGGGGGUGCUGGGAGCAACUCACCUGGCUGGUGGGGGUGCUGGAAGCAACUCGCUUGGCUGGUGGGGGUGCUGGGAGCAACUCGCCUGGCGGGUGCGGGUGCUGGGAGCAACUCGUCUGGCUGGUGGGGGUGCUGGGAGCAACUCGCCUGGCUGGUGGGGGUGCUGGGAGCAACUCGACUGGCUGGUGGGGGUGCUGGGAGCAACUCAACUGGCUGGUGGGGGUGCUGGGAGCAACUCGCCUGGCUGGUGGGGGUGCUGGGAGCAACUCAACUGGCUGGGAGCAACUCACCUGGCUGGUGGGGGUGCUGGGAGCAACUCGCCUGGCUGGUGGGGGUGCUAGUAGCAACUCGCCUGGCUGGUGGGGGUGCUGGGAGCAACUCGCCUGGCUGGUGGGGGUGCUGGGAGCAACUCGCCUGGCUGGUGGGGGUGGUGGGAGCAACUCGCCUGGCUGGUGGGGGUGCUGGGAGCAACUCACCUGGCUGGUGGGGGUGCUGGGAGCAACUCACCUGGCUGGUGGGGGUGCUGGGAGCAACUCGCCUGGCUGGUGGGGGUGCUGGGAGCAACUCGCCUGGCUGGUGGGGGUGCUGGGAGCAACUCGCCUGGCUGGUGCGGGUGCUGGGAGCAACUCGCCUAGCCGGUGGGGGUGCUGGGAGCAACUCGCCUGGCUGGUGGGGGUGUUGGGAGCAACUCGCCUGGCUGGUGGGGGUGCUGGGAGCAACUCGUCUGGCUGGUGGGGGUGCUGGGAGCAACUCACCUGGCUGGUGGGGGUGCUGGGAGCAACUUGCUUGGCUGGUGGGGGUGCUGGGAGCAACUCGCCUGGCGGGUGCGGGUGCUGGGAGCAACUCGUCUGGCUGGUGGGGGUGCUGGGAGCAACUCGCCUGGCUGGUGGGGGUGCUGGGAGCAACUCGACUGGCUGGUGGGGGUGCUGGGAGCAACUCAACUGGCUGGUGGGGGUGCUGGGAGCAACUCGCCUGGCUGGUGGGGGUGCUGGGAGCAACUCAACUGGCUGGUGGGGGCGCUGGGAACAACUCGUCUGGCUGGUGGGAGUGCUGGGAGCAACUCGCCUGGCUGGUGGGGGUGCUGGGAGCAACUUGCCUGGCUGGUGGGGGCGCUGGGAGCAACUCGUCUGGCUGGUGGGGGUGCAGGGAGUAACUCACCUGGCUGGUGGGGGUGCUGGGAGCAACUCGCCUGGCUGGCGGGGGUGCUGGGAGCAACUUGCUUGGCUGGUGGGGGUGCUAGGAGCAACUUGCCUGGCUGGUGGGGGUGCUGUGAGCAACUCGCCUGGCCGGUGGGGGUGCUGGGAGCAACUCACCUGUCUGGUGGGGGUGCUGGGAGCAACUCGCCUGGCUGGUGGGGGUGCUGGGAGCAACUCGCUUGGCCGGUGGGGGUGCUGGGAGCAACUCGUCUGGCUGGUGGGGGUGCUAGAAGCAACUCGCCUGGCUGGUGGGGGUGCUGGGAGCAACUCGCCUGGCUGGUGGGGGUGCUGGGAGCAACUCGCCUGGCUGGUGGGGGUGGUGGGAGCAACUCGCCUGGCUGGUGGGGGUGCUGGGAGCAACUCACCUGGCUGGUGGGGGUGCUGGGAGCAACUCACCUGGCUGGUGGGGGUGCUGGGAGCAACUCGCCUGGCUGGUGGGGGUGCUGGGAGCAACUCGCCUGGCUGGUGGGGGUGCUGGGAGCAACUCGCCUGGCUGGUGGGGGUGCUGGGAGCAACUGGCCUGGCCGGUGGGGGUGCUGAGAGCAACUCACGUGGCUGGUGGGGGUGCUGGGAGCAACUCACCUGGCUAGUGGGGGUGCUGGGAGCAACUCGUCUGGCUGGUGGGGGUGCUGGGAGCAACUCACCUGGCUGGUGGGGGUGCUGGGAGCAACUCGCCUGGCUGGUGGGGGUGUUGGGAGCAACUCGCCUGGCUGGUGGGGGUGCUCGGAGCAACUCGUCUGGCUGGUGGGGGUGCUGGGAGCAACUCACCUGGAUGGUGGGGGUGCUGGGAGCAACUCGCCUGGCUGGUGGGGGUGCUGGGAGCAACUCGCCUGGCUGGUGGGGGUGCUGGGAGCAACUCGCCUGGCUGGUGGGGGUGUUGGGAGCAACUCGCCUGGCUGGUGGGGGUGCUGGGAGCAACUCGUCUGGCUGGUGGGGGUGCUGGGAGCAACUCACCUGGCUGGUGGGGGUGCUGGGAGCAACUCGCCUGGCUGGUGGGGGUGUUGGGAGCAACUCGCCUGGCUGGUGGGGGUGCUCGGAGCAACUCGUCUGGCUGGUGGGGGUGCUGGGAGCAACUCACCUGGAUGGUGGGGGUGCUGGGAGCAACUCGCCUGGCUGGUGCUGGGAGCAACUCGCCUGGCUGGUGGGGGUGCUGGGAGCAACUCACGUGGCUGGUGGGGGUGCUGGGAGCAACUCAACUGGCUGGUGGGGGUGCUGGGAGCAACUCAACUGGCUGGGAGCAACUCACCUGGCUGGUGGGGGUGCUGGGAGCAACUCGCCUGGCUGGUGGGGGUGCUGGGAGCAACUGACCUGGCUGGUGGGGGUGCUGGGAGCAACUCACCUGGCUGGUGGGGGUGCUGGGAGCAACUCACCUGUCUGGUGGGGGUGCUGGGAGCAACUCGCCUGGCUGGUGGGGGUGCUGGGAGCAACUCGCUUGGCCGGUGGGGGUGCUGGGAGCAACUCGCCUGGCUGGUGGGGGUGCUGGGAGCAACUCGCCUGGCUGGUGGGGGUGCUGGGAGCAACUCCCCUGGCUGGUGGGGGUGCUGGGAGGAACUCGCCUGGCUGGUGGGGGUGGUGGGAGCAACUCGCCUGGCUGGUGGGGGUGCUGGGAGCAACUCACCUGGCUGGUGGGGGUGCUAGGAGCAACUCGCCUGGCUGGUGGGGGUGCUGGGAGCAACUCGCCUGGCUGGUGGGGGUGCUGGGAGCAACUCGCCUGGCUGGUGGGGGUGCUGUGAGCAACUCGCCUGGCUGGUGGGGGUGCUGGGAGCAACUCGCCUGGCCGGUGGGGGUGCUGAGAGCAACUCACCUGGAUGGUGGGGGUGCUGGGAGCAACUCAACUGGCUGGUGGGGGUGCUGGGAGCAACUCGACUGGCUGGUGGGGGUGCUGGGAGCAACUCGCCUGGCUGGUGGGGGUGUUGGGAGCAACUCGCCUGGCUGGUGGGGGUGCUGGGAGCAACUCGUCUGGCUGGUGGGGGUGCUGGGAGCAACUCACCUGGCUGGUGGGGGUGCUGGGAGCAACUCGCCUGGCUGCCGGUGGGGGUGCUGGGAGCAACUCGCCUGGCUGGUGGGGGUGUUGGGAGCAACUUGCCUGGCUGGUGGGGGUGCUGGGAGCAACUCGUCUGGCUGGUGGGGGUACUGGGAGCAACUCACCUGGCUGGUGGGGGUGCUGGGAGCAACUCGCUUGGCUGGUGGGGGUGCUGGGAGCAACUCGCCUGGCGGGUGCGGGUGCUGGGAGCAACUCGUCUGGCUGGUGGGGGUGCUGGGAGCAACUCGCCUGGCUGGUGGGGGUGCUGGGAGCAACUCGACUGGCUGGUGGGGGUGCUGGGAGCAACUCAACUGGCUGGUGGGGGUGCUGGGAGCAACUCGCCUGGCUGGUGGGGGUGCUGGGAGCAACUCAACUGGCUGGUGGGGGCGCUGGGAGCAACUCGUCUGGCUAGUGGGAGUGCUGGGAGCAACUCGCCUGGCUGGUGGGGGUGCUGGGAGCAACUUGCCUGGCUGGUGGGGGCGCUGGGAGCAACUCGUCUGGCUGGUGGGGGUGCAGGGAGCAACUCACCUGGCUGGUGGGGGUGCUGGGAGCAACUCGCCUGGCUGGCGGGGGUGCUGGGAGCAACUUGCCUGGCUGGUGGGGGUGCUAGGAGCAACUUGCCUGGCUGGUGGGGGUGCUGUGAGCAACUCGCCUUGCCUGUGGGGGAGCUGGGAGCAACUCACCUGUCUGGUGGGGGUGCUGGGAGCAACUCGCCUGGCUGGUGGGGGUGCUGGGAGCAACUCGCUUGGCCGGUGGGGGUGCUGGGAGCAACUCGCCUGGCUGGUGGGGGUGCUAGGAGCAACUCGCCUGGCUGGUGGGGGUGCUGGGAGCAACUCGCCUGGCUGGUGGGGGUGCUGGAAGCAACUCGCCUGGCUGGUGGGGGUGGUGGGAGCAACUCGCCUGGCUGGUGAGGGUGCUGGGAGCAACUCACCUGGCUGGUGGGGGUGCUGGGAGCAACUCACCUGGCUGGUGGGGUUGCUGGGAGCAACUCGCCUGGCUGGUGGGGGUGCUGGGAGCAACUCGCCUGGCUGGUGGGGGUGCUGGGAGCAACUCGCCUGGCUGGUGCGGGUGCUGGGAGCAACUCACCUAGCCGGUGGGGGUGCUGGGAGCAACUCGCCUGGCUGGUGGGGGUGUUGGGAGCAACUCGCCUGGCUGGUGGGGGUGCUGGGAGCAACUCGUGUGGCUGGUGGGGGUGCUGGGAGCAACUCACCUGGCUGGUGGGGGUGCUGGGAGCAACUCGCUUGGCUGGUGGGGGUGCUGGGAGCAACUCGCCUGGCGGGUGCGGGUGCUGGGAGCAACUCGUCUGGCUGGUGGGGGUGCUGGGAGCAACUCGCCUGGCUGGUGGGGGUGCUGGGAGCAACUCGACUGGCUGGUGGGGGUGCUGGGAGCAACUCAACUGGCUGGUGGGGGUGCUGGGAGCAACUCGCCUGGCUGGUGGGGGUGCUGGGAGCAACUCAAUUGGCUGGUGGGGGCGCUGGUAACAACUCGUCUGGCUGGUGGGAGUGCUGGGAGCAACUCGCCUGGCUGGGAGCAACUCACGUGGCUGGUGGGGGUGCUGGGAGCAACUCGCCUGGCUGGCGGGGGUGCUGGGAGCAACUUGCCUGGCUGGUGGGGGUGCUAGGAGCAACUUGCCUGGCUGGUGGGGGUGCUGUGAGCAACUCGCCUGGCCGGUGGGGGUGCUGGGAGCAACUCACCUGUCUGGUGGGGGUGCUGGGAGCAACUCGCCUGGCUGGUGGGGGUGCUGGGAGCAACUCGCUUGGCCGGUGGGGGUGCUGGGAGCAACUCGCCUGGCUGGUGGGGGUGCUAGUAGCAACUCGCCUGGCUGGUGGGGGUGCUGGGAGCAACUCGCCUGGCUGGUGGGGGUGCUGGGAGCAACUCGCCUGGCUGGUGGGGGUGGUGGGAGCAACUCGCCUGGCUGGUGGGGGUGCUGGGAGCAACUCACCUGGCUGGUGGGGGUGCUGGGAGCAACUCACCUGGCUGGUGGGGGUGCUGGGAGCAACUCACCUGGCUGGUGGGGGUGCUGGGAGCAACUCGCCUGGCUGGUGGGGGUGCUGGGAGCAACUCGCCUGGCUGGUGGGGGUGCUGGGAGCAACUGGCCUGGCCGGUGGGGGUGCUGAGAGCAACUCACCUGGCUGGUGGGGGUGCUGGGAGCAACUCGCCUGGCUGGUGGGGGUGCUAGGAGCAACUCACCUGGCUGGUGGGGGUGCUGGGAGCAACUCGCCUGGCUGGUGGGGGUGCUGGGAGCAACUCGCCUGGCUGGUGGGGGUGUUGGGAGCAACUCGCCUGGCUGGUGGGGGUGCUGGGAGCAACUCGUCUGGCUGGUGGGGGUGCUGGGAGCAACUCACCUGGCUGGUGGGGGUGCUGGGAGCAACUCGCCUGGCUGGUGGGGGUGUUGGGAGCAACUCGCCUGGCUGGUGGGGGUGCUGGGAGCAACUCACCUGGAUGGUGGGGGUGCUGGGAGCAACUCGCCUGGCUGGUGCGGGUGCUGGGAGCAACUGGCCUAGCCGGUGGGGGUGCUGGGAGCAACUCACCUGGCUGGUGGGGGUGCUAGGAGCAACUCGAAUGGCUGGUGGGGGUGCUGGGAGCAACUCGCCUGGCUGGUGGGGGUGCUGGGAGCAACUCCCCUGGCUGGUGGGGGUGCUGGGAGCAACUCACCUGGCUGGUGGGGGUGCUGGUAGCAACUCACCUGGCUGGUGGGGGCGCUGGGAGCAACUCGCCUGGCUGGUGGGGGUGCUGGGAGCAACUCGCCUGGCUGGUGGGGGUGUUGGGAGCAACUCGCCUAGCUGGUGGGGGUGUUGGGAGCAACUCGCCUGGCUGGUGGGGGUGCUAGGAGCAACUCACCUGGCUGGAGCAACUCACCUGGCUGGUGGGGGUGCUAGGAGCAACUCAACUGGCUGGUGGGGGUGCUGGGAGCAACUCAACUUGCUGGUGGGGGUGCUAGGAGCAACUCGCCUGGCUGGUGGGGGUGCUGGGAGCAACUCGCCGGGGGUGCUGGGAGCAACUCGCCUGGCUGGUGGGGGUGCUGGGAGCAACUCGCCUGGCUGGUGGGGGUGUUGGGAGCAACUCGCCUGGCUGUUGGGGGUGCUGGGAGCAACUCGUCUGGCUGGUGGGGGUGCUGGGAGCAACUCACCUGGCUGGUGGGGGUGCUGGGAGCAACUCGCCUGGCUGGUGGGGGUGUUGGGAGCAACUCGCCUGGCUGGUGGGGGUGCUCGGAGCAACUUGUCUGGCUGGUGGGGGUGCUGGGAGCAACUCACCUGGAUGGUGGGGGUGCUGGGAGCAACUCGCCUGGCUGGUGCGGGUGCUGGGAGCAACUGGCCUAGCCGGUGGGGGUGCUGGGAGCAACUCACCUGGCUGGUGGGGGUGCUAGGAGCAACUCGAAUGGCUGGUGGGGGUGCUGGGAGCAACUCGCCUGGCUGGUGGGGGUGCUGGGAGCAACUCCCUUGGCUGGUGGGGGUGCUGGGAGCAACUCACCUGGCUGGUGGGGGUGCUGGUAGCAACUCACCUGGCUGGUGCAGCAACGCAGCCGAGCAGCAGCGUAGCCGCGAAGCUGAGGGUGGUGUGUGGGGGGGUGUGUGGGAAUAG